UCAUUUUUUGGACAGCAAGCAUGCAAGUACAAAAUGUCUUUUGAAGACGACGAGUUCUCCGGCGCUUACAGCGCCCUGGUUGGUUCAUUUCCUAAGGACUUUGGUUAUGGACCAGAUGAUCAUAAUGCUGAUGUGGGAGCUUCUGCAUCAGAUACCAAGCCAAGAAUCUUGCUCAUGGGACUAAGGAGGAGUGGCAAGUCAUCAAUACAGAAGGUUGUAUUUCAUAAGAUGUCACCAAAUGAAACACUUUUCUUAGAGAGCACAAAUAAAAUAAUCAAAGAUGAUGUCAACAAUAGCUCAUUUGUGCAAUUCCAAAUUUGGGACUUUCCUGGUCAGAUUGACUUCUUUGACCCAACAUUUGACUCGGAGACAAUAUUCGGCGGAUGCGGUGCCCUGGUCUUUGUAAUUGAUGCUCAGGAUGAUUAUAUGGAUGCUCUUGCCAAGCUUCAUAUGACAGUCACCAGAGCGCAUAAGGUCAACCCUAGCAUCAAGUUUGAAGUCUUUAUACAUAAAGUAGACGGCUUAUCAGACGAUCAUAAGAUUGAGACUCAAAGAGACAUCCAUCAGAGAGCUAACGAUGAUCUUGCUGAUGCUGGACUAGACUGCAUACAUCUCAGUUUCUACCUGACAAGUAUUUAUGAUCACUCCAUCUUCGAAGCUUUCAGUAAAGUGGUCCAGAAACUCAUUCCACAGCUGCCUACGCUGGAGAAUCUCCUCAACAUCUUAAUAUCGAACUCUGGUAUCGAGAAGGCCUUUCUGUUUGACGUUGUGAGUAAGAUCUACAUCGCUACAGACAGUUCCCCUGUUGAUAUGCAGUCAUAUGAGCUAUGCUGUGAUAUGAUCGAUGUCGUCAUUGAUGUAUCAUGUAUAUAUGGGUUACCAGACGAUGGUGAAGUAGCCUACGACACUGACUCCAGCUCCAUCAUCAGACUCAACAAUGCAACAAUCUUAUACCUCAAGGAAGUUAAUAGAUAUCUAGCUCUCGUCUGCAUCCUUAGAGAAGAUAACUUUGAUAGGCAAGGUCUGAUUGACUACAAUUUCUUGUGCUUCAAGAAAGCAAUAGAAGAGAUCUUUGAGGUACGACAGAAGGCCCAGGGGCUAGGAGGCUCUGGUCCAAGCGGAGCGGCGGGAAUGAAGGCGUUACGCUCACUCAGCAGUGAUUCCACCGAGAGCCCUCACAUGAACGGACUAGUGACGACAAAGUCAUGAUAGCUUUGAAGUCGAGAAGUGUGAGCUACUCCACUAAACACUUAUGAGUCGUGACAAUGUGUUUGGAUGAGUGAUUUUUUCUUCGGUAAUAAUGAUUCUGAGGAAAUGAAGAGGCAAUCCACCAACUAUGUCUACUUGUACUUUUUUGAAAGGGUAUCAAGUGAAUGUCGUCUCGCGAACACUCUGUGCUCCGAAGAACAUGUAUAUACAGGAAUGCAUCUUUGAUUGAGAUGCAUUGAUAGUGGAAACAAGUAUUUUCCUCACAAGUUGAAGGUAAGAUUUAUAAGAAAAAAUAGUUUUAAUGUUGUGGAUCGUCAAGACAGGACUCGUGGGUGAGCAGGCAGGAGUUUUGGUUGCUGCGGCCAGGAGGAAAAUGUUUAACAUAAUGGGCGGCAGACUGUGGCAUUCUACAAUGGUCAUUCUACAAGUAUAGAGAAAUAUAUCACUGCUGCAUCCAACGCGCAAGUCGAUGAUGUUGAAUUGAAACAUAGUUCCUUGAUAGCCUGUGCAGUUAACUCGGCCAGCAGACUUGAUACAUUUUGUUAUAAUGGGAAAAACAACACAAGGCACAAGUUAAGGUAGCUGCUUUAGAAUGGGGUGGGGUUCUGGAUUCGAACCCCAUUCCAGUCGAGUAAUGUUCCUGUGGAAUUGUUAAUUUGCAGUACUCGGAAGAGCACUUAGUACUUGUCGCACUUUGGUAGCUUACAUCAAAAACAUUACUAAGUGAUGUUUGAACUUAAUGUUUGCAGAAAACAAUGCUUGACAGAUUGCUAAGCAGCAAUUUAGAGGAGUGACAGUUCAUGAAGAUUUUUCUCAUCAAGAGUUUUUCUGGCUUAAAAAAUUGGUCUCCCUUUAUGUACUUGUUUUUUUAACACGGACCAACUUCGCAAAGCAUGGCUUAACUUCAUGUAGCUGCUUAAACUGAAAAUGCCCGAAACAAUUCUGCCAAGCAACAAUUAGCAGAAAACCAGCCACAGACGAUUGUGUUAUGGUUGUUUUGUUCUUGGCUGCAUUUUGUGCUUAUGUGGGGCUCACCCAGGGCCCAAUUUCAUAAAGAUGGUAAGCAGAAAAUUCUACCUAGCAAAUUUCUUUGCUUACCAAGAAAUUAGUGAGAUACCAGUCUUAGCAGUGCAAACUGGUAUUUAGCUGGUAAAUUUUUUUCAGCUAAGCAAGAUUUGUCUGUUCAUGGCACGUUUUUGUGCUUACAGGCUUUAUAAAAUUAGACCUUGGUGAGCACAGAAGCAUGCGUACAUUUGUAGCACACACAUCUUGCUCAUAGCACAGACAGAUUACCAGUCAAAAAUGAUGUGCAUUUUAUGACAUUGGACUGGUGCUCCAUAGUAUUUCUUUACAACAAUUUACAUCAGUUACGGCAGUUUUUCUCAAUCUAGAAAAUGCUCAAGUCAUAAUGUACAUACAAUUUGACAUGGUACAUGUAGUAUUUUUAUACAGGCAGUUUACAUGUAUGUUUACAUUGUUAAGAAGUGUAGAGGACUAACAUUGGGUUGCGUAAUAAGUGUUUCAAUUUAAAAUGUCUUGUAAGAAUCUGCUAAUAUCAGGAAUUUACAGAAAG
This is a messenger RNA of Asterias rubens (European starfish), 2782 nucleotides long. RefSeq names its product ras-related GTP-binding protein C-like. The coding region runs from base 34 to 1209 and encodes 391 amino acids. Lineage: Eukaryota; Metazoa; Echinodermata; Asteroidea; Forcipulatida; Asteriidae. The transcript has 9 exons. Gene Ontology annotation, biological process: cellular response to starvation; regulation of autophagy; cellular response to amino acid stimulus. Gene Ontology annotation, molecular function: GTP binding; GTPase activity. Gene Ontology annotation, cellular component: lysosome; nucleus; Gtr1-Gtr2 GTPase complex. The record is from RefSeq and is a predicted model, not a curated record.